UUUAAACAAAAGCCGUUCACUGCACGGAGCAUGAUGACUGGUGGCAGCAUGAAGCUCGACACUGUGUGCUUCGCACAGCAGGGGUUGCUGUGCUGCUACGACAGCGAUGGCGGCGGAGACAGCGACACCGAAGGUGCAGAUGGGCGCCAUGAAGCUGCUCGUGGUGUGCAGCAACAACAACAGCGCCAACAGCAACAGCAAACGCAGAAGCAACAGCAACAGCAAAACUCGACACACAAAACGCAGCUAGGUGGCAACGAGAACCAUCGCGUUUUGAUCUUGGGUGACGGCAACUUGUCGUUCGCCCACUCUGUGGCCACGCGCUUGUUAGACGCUGCUGCUGAAAGUAGCCAGCCUGCGAAGAUUGUGGCCACGACGUACGAUACCGAGGACAUGCUGUUGGAUCGUCACCCGGACAGUGUCACCCAUCUCCUUGCACUUCGUGCCAUGCCCGAGCUGGUCAACGUGCAGACUGGUGUAGAUGCCACCAACAUCGCCAGCACGCUGGACACACAGGCUGCGGGCCACGAUGUAUUUGACGAAAUUGUGUUCACGUUUCCCCACGUGGGUGGGAAGUGUCCCAUCGGCCACAACCGCGACUUGCUUUGCGGGUUCUUCGCCAGCGCCAAAUGCUGUCUCGCCCCACGAGGCGUCAUCUGCCUCACCCUGGCUGUUGGUCAGGGCGGUACGUCCUUCGACGCCAUCAAGCGUCCAAGAAAAGGCGAUCACUGGCAAGCAGUCGAGCUGGCUGCCACGAGCGAGUUUCGGCUCGUGGGUGCUCGUCCGUUUCUCGCUCACGAAUUCAAGCACUACACCUGCUCCGGUCGCCGCAGCACGGCACGCACGUUUCGCACAGACGGUGCAACAACACUCUUCUUCACGCACAACCCGCCUCCGAUCAAGGACGACGGCCAAAGACAUGAUGGAAUUGACCAUAACAGCUUCCCCGUCUCCCUGCAAGCCCCAUCACUCGAGUCGUCACCCCAUUUCGAACCAGCGCACGACGAAUCAUAUGCGCGCGCCUCUGCGCUCCCGCUCGUUCGCCUCGUCAUCUCUCUCUUCCAGCACUGCUGGCACCCUACCCCUGACACAAAGAUGACCGUGCUCAACGUUACCCAACCAGACCAACCCCUCUUUGCUGGGUGAGUG
Molecule: messenger RNA, 1149 nt
Organism: Salpingoeca rosetta
Lineage: Eukaryota; Choanoflagellata; Craspedida; Salpingoecidae
Exons: 4
Coding region: 31-1146 (371 amino acids)
Biological process (GO): rRNA base methylation
Cellular component (GO): cytoplasm
Molecular function (GO): rRNA (uridine-N3-)-methyltransferase activity
Source: RefSeq, a predicted model, not a curated record